Aureobasidium namibiae CBS 147.97 is the source of this 858-nucleotide messenger RNA. RefSeq lists its product as uncharacterized. The coding region runs from base 1 to 858 and encodes 285 amino acids. The transcript is spliced from 3 exons. NCBI's taxonomy places the organism in Eukaryota, Fungi, Ascomycota, Dothideomycetes, Dothideales, Saccotheciaceae. The record is from RefSeq and is a predicted model, not a curated record.
AUGAAGCUCCUCUUCGCUCUCUUCGCCGCAUCGGCUGUACUGGCUCAAUACAGCACUGAUUCGGCGUGCCUGGCGCCUUAUCCCAAUACGUACUCAUCAACAACUUGCGUAUCAAACUGGACAUCUGCAAUCUCCGCCUGCAUAGAUGGUGCCUGCAGUGUUUCAGUCUCUUCGACCAACGCGAACACUCGCACGAGCAUGUUCUUCACCCCUAGUCACGAUACCGCAUGUCAGCAAAGCUCUGGACUAGGAGACACUCAGCCUCCGUCCACGCUUCAACUACGACCUGGCAUUUGUCAAACCAACCUUUACCAAUUCCACUCGUUCUUGGUCUCCACCGGUCAGAAUGGUACUCAGCAAGACUGCUCACUGGGACUGUUCGAAGAAAGUCAAUGUGCUGGUGGCACGCGAGAGGUCCCACUUGACCUUAGCAUUAUCUCGACUGGACUGUGCUGGUUCGUUGGUGGUCGAAGCGUGAUGCUCUCAUGUGGUGAAGGAGGAACUUUGUCCGACAACCAAGCCGCACACAGUUACCUAUCUUCUCUGUGCGGUAUUAGUGGCUACACAGCAACAUCCACUCGACUACAGUCUUCCACAAGCCUCAUCGCAGCAGAUACAAAUACCCUCGCUACCGCACUCUCUCCCAAAUCACUCUCGUCAAACCUCACAGCUGGCAUGAUCAGUGAUCCCCCUACUUCUGCAAACACAACAUCAUUCGCAACCACCAGUAUUGCUGUCAUCAUUCCUAGUGUCGUCUCAAUCAGUGGUAACAGUGUUGAAAGAAAGGCAGUCAAAAGAGACGGAGCUGCUCAGUGGGCCUUGGUCGUCGUCGUGUUUGCUAGAAGUCUUAUGUAUUGA